UAUUUACGCUGACGCGUGUCACCCGGCAGUGAAACUGUCUCUUAUUCACAAGUGAAACACAGCAAAAGCAGGACACACAGUAAUCCACUGUGAGAGAUCAAACAUGGGCAAAGGCGGCGGUACAUUUGAGAGACUGUUGGAUAAAGCUACCAGUCAGCUGCUCCUGGAGACAGACUGGGAGUCCAUUUUGCAGAUUUGUGACCUCAUUCGCCAAGGCGAUACACAGGCAAAAUAUGCAAUCGCUGCCAUCAAGAAGAAACUCAAUGAUAAAAAUCCACACGUAGCACUGUAUGCUCUUGAGGUUCUGGAGUCAGUGGUGAAGAACUGUGGCCAGACAAUUCAUGAUGAAGUGGCUUGUAAGCAGACAAUGGAAGAGCUGAAAGAGCUGUUCAAGAAACAACCUGAACCGAAUGUGAAGAACAAGAUUCUUUAUCUGAUCCAGGCAUGGUCCCAUGCCUUCCGCAACGAGCCCAAGUACAAAGUCAUCCAGGACACCUAUCAGAUCAUGAAGGUGGAAGGUCACGUCUUCCCAGAAUUCAAGGAGAGCGAUGCCAUGUUUGCAGCAGAGAGGGCCCCUGAAUGGGUUGAUGCUGAGGAAUGCCACAGAUGUAGGGUUCUGUUUGGAGUAAUGACCCGCAAGCAUCACUGCAGGGCUUGUGGGCAGAUUUUCUGUGGAAAGUGCUCUUCUAAGUACUCUACCAUUCCUAAAUUUGGCAUUGAGAAGGAGGUGCGUGUGUGUGAGCCAUGCUUCGAGCUUCUCAACCAGAAAGCUGAAGGGAAGAGUGCCAGUGCUGGGCAGUCUGAGCUCCCCCCUGAGUACCUGACCAGUCCACUGUCCCAGCAGUCUCAGGUAGUGCCCACCGAAUCAAUGCCUCCUAAGAGAGACGAGGCGGCACUUCAGGAGGAAGAGGAGCUGCAGCUGGCCAUCGCUCUGUCUCAGAGUGAAGCUGAAGAGAAGGAGAGGAUGAAACAUAAGACCACAUACUCUGCAUACCCUAAAGCUGAUCCCACCCCUGUGACCUCCUCUGCCCCACCUGUCAGCACUCUCUACACCACACCCAUGAACUCAUCAGCUCCAUCUGCUGAAGAAGUGGAUCCAGAGCUGGCUCGUUACCUGAACAGAACUUACUGGGAGAAGAAACAGGAAGAGGCUCGGAAGAGUCCCACCCCCUCAGCUCCUGCCCCCGUUUCAUUGGCUGAGCCUGUGCCAAUCAGCCAACCAGUGGAGAGCCACGCCCCAGUCCAACCCAUCAACAUAGUAGAGCAGCAGUAUCAGAAUGGCGAAUCGGAGGAGAACCACGAGCAGUUCCUGAAGGUCUUGCAGAAUGCCGUCACCACCUUCCUCAACCGCAUGAAGAGCAACCACAUGCGCGGGCGCAGCAUCACCAAUGACAGUGCGGUGCUCUCUUUCUUCCAGUCCAUCAACAACAUGCAUCCACAGCUGCUCGAGAUUCUCAACCAGCUGGAUGAGAAGAGAUUGUACUAUGAGGGACUUCAGGACAAACUGGCGCAAGUGCGUGAUGCGCGGGGGGCUCUGAACGCUCUGAGAGAUGAACACCGAGAGAAACUGCGGAGGGCUGCAGAGGAGGCUGAAAGACAGAGACAAAUCCAGCUCGCCCAGAAACUGGGGAUCAUGAGGCAGAAGAAACAGGAGUACUUGGAGAUGCAGAGGCAGCUGGCCAUUCAACGUCUUCAAGAGCAGGAGAAGGAGAGACAGAUGCGUCUGGAGCAGCAGAAACACACCAUACAGAUGAGAGCACAGAUGCCUGCAUUCUCUCUGCCUUAUGCCCAGAUGCAGUCACUGCCUCCUAAUGUGGCAGGAGGGGUGGUGUAUCCCCCCACUGGUCCUCCCAGUUAUCCAGGCACGUUCAGCCCUGCUGGUUCAGUGGAAGGGUCGCCCAUGCAUGGUGUCUAUAUGAACCAGCCUGGACAAACAGGAGCUGGUGGCCCAUACCAGGCAAUGCCUGUGUCAGCUACAGAUCCCAACAUGGUGAACGCUUACAUGUACCAGACUGCAGGCAACAGCGGACAGCCUGCCGCUCCAGGACAAGCCCCUCCCACAACCACAUCUGCCUAUACUAAUUACCAGCCCACACCCACACAGGGAUACCAGAAUGUGGUGUCUCAAGCUCAGAGUUUGCCCCCUAUGUCCCAGGCUGCCCCUACCAAUGGCAUGGCCUAUAUGGGUUACCAGCCAUACAACAUGCAGAAUAUGAUGACAGCUCUUCCAGGACAAGACCUCAACAUGCCUCCCCAACAGCAGUACAUGCAUGGGCAACAGCCUAUGUACCAGCAGAUGGCUCCCCCUGGUGGUCCACAGCAGCCAUCACAACAGCAGCCUCCACAGGCUCUUCCAGGCAGUGCAGAGGCUCAGCUCAUUUCGUUUGACUAAUAGCUACUCGUAUGCCUUUGCCCCACACUACAUUCAACCUUCCCCUUCAGUUUCUGGGUGUAUUACCCUGUACCCUCUACCUGCUCUCUCUUCACAUUGUUUCACACUUAUUGAAAAUGUAGAAACAUUGUAAAGGCUCCUGGCUGUCUGAGUCCCCUCUCCCUUCCCUGCCUCUUUACAUGGAGUAGCAACGGAUGCGCUGGUGGGCAACCUUUAUCUUUCUACAGGGUGAAUCUUAAAAAAACCUGUCAAGAUCGUGCCCAAGUUAUAUUUCACUCCUGAUAAUCAAAAGAAAAAUAAUAGAAAUUUUAUUUCGCGUAUUUCCCCCAAAUUAUCAUUACCGUAAUGCAAAAAUAAAACACAUUCUCAUUACAGUAAUACGGGGAAAAAAAUUACAACUGAUUUACACGGCAAUGUAGUAUUUGUUGUACUGCCUCUAUUUUAUUCCAAUUGAACUGUAAUCAUUGUAUUGCAGUGUACUUUACUGUAAUGUAAUAAAUGACUGUUUUACAGGAAUGAGAAUCAUCAUUGAUAAUAAUGGAAAUCCAAAAACGCCUAAAAAUUCAAACGUCCAGAUGCAUUACGGUAGUAAAAAUGUGGGGUGAAAAUGUAUUUGUCAUGAAAAUGUCACAAUAUAAAAAUCGUAAUUGUCCUGAAACUAGGCUUAAAUUUCUUUAUGUAAAAUAUAGUUUAUUUCUUUCUGUUUUGGGGUUAAAGGGCCUGGACAGGUUUUUGAGAGCUUGUUUUUCGCAAAUGUUGUUUUUUCUUAUAAAACAAAGCUGAUGUGAAGUUAGUCAGUCGUACCAUAGAGUUUAACUCAAUAUGAAUCAAAAAGACAAGACAUACCCAUCCUUUGUCUCCAACAAGAGAUGCUUGCAGGCGUAAACUUAAUUUCAGAGGCGGCAGAUAUUGCGCACUGAUCAAACAAAGCCGUUUUGUCACCCAAAAAAGAAAAUUCUCUCAUCAUUUACUCACACUCAUGCCAUCCCAGAUGUGUAGGACUGACUAUCUUCAGCAGAACACAAAUGAAGAUUUUUAGAAGAAUAUCUCAGCUCUGUCGGUCCAUACAAUACAAUUGAAUGGUGGCCAGAACUUUGAAGCUUCAAAAAGCAUAUAAAGGCAGCAUAUAAAUAAUCCGUACAACUCCAGUUUUUAAAUCCAUAUCAUCAGAAGAGAGAUGAUAUGUGUGGGUAGAAGCAGACCAAUAUCGAAGUCCUUUUUUUACUAAUUCUGCUUCCUCUCAGAAGGUGGCGGAAGUAGAAGUGGAGUUUUAUAGUAAAAAGAACUUCAAUAUUGAACUGUUACUCACCCACACAUAUCACUUCUCAAGAGAUUGACUUAAACCACUGGAGUCUUAUGGAUUACUUUUAUGCUAACUUGAUGUGCUUGUUGGAGCUUCAAAUGUCUGGUCACCAUUCACUUGCAUUGUAAGGAACUACAGAGCUGAAAUAUUCUUGAAAAUUGUUUAAUUUGUGUUCAGCAGAAGAAAGGGAGUCAUUCACAUCUGGGAUGGCAUGAGGGUGUAAAUGAUGAGAAAAUGUAUAUUUUUUGGGUGAACUAUACCUUAAAGAGACCUUUUAGCACAAUUCACUUAGAUAUUUAAAACUCAUCUGACACUCCAGUUCUGGUUUCUAUUUGACAAAUCUGUUGUAUGCAAUUAUAGUAAUGUUUCAAAUGAACUGAUGUUCUGCAUUUAGGAUUUGUUUAGUGGAAUCCACACUAGUGAUUUCUGCCGUAUAAUUAUCAGCCAACGAUUAUCAGUAACUUUACAAUCAUAUCACCAAUUAUUUUCUUUUUUUAUUAAAAGGCCUUGCAUGCAAGUUUGCCAGUCAAACACUCUGUAGUCAUCACAUCUGUUUGUCUUUACAGUUUCAACUUAAUCAGGGGUCCAAGCCUGACGUCUCAGAACUCUUGGCGGACUUUAUGAAAAAAUUGAUCUCAAAUUGCGUUUUCUGAACUAAUUCAUUGCAUUUGAAAGUUGAGCACCACAUCAAUAUCACACAAAAGCCAGUCUGUUUUUUUAACAGUGAGAGUUAGAAGUGAUGACUGCAUGUGGUUUUGAAGAGACAGACAGCUUUUGGAUGAAAGUGAACACUGCAUGUUUGUAACAUUCUGAUACACCGGACUUUAACAAAUAAUCUAAUUUUAAGAUCAUAUUUAAUAAAUAUCUUGUUCUUAUAUUGGUCAUACAUUAGUGAAACAUUUUCUUGUCUCUGAAAGUAUGACGUGCAAAAUAAAAUAAUGUCAAUGUUUAUUUGUGUGCUUGGCAGAAUUGACUGAUUAAUAAGAAAUGAAACCGUAAUGGCUGUAGAAGUGCAAAAUGUGAUCCUUUCAUAAAUAACGGGUUUCUUUGGGAACCAUGUUCUGGAUCUGUGUUCUGGAUCAGUGUUCUCUAAAUAGAGUUCCUAGAGUUUUCUGAAGACAAGACAUUUGUUACACUCAGGCAUCUCGAUCAAACAACACGUCAAAUUAAAGUAUGAACAGGAUUUUUUUUUUAGAGGGCAAAUAUAUAUUUCUCUCCCAAUUAUGUUUGUGUACAUUAAAUAUGAUUAAGGCUGCAAAAAAAACAAAAAAAAUUCUCACCAUUCGUUCCAUUCUUUAUUUCUUUCCAAAAUGUGUCUAAGUACAUCAAUGUAUGGAAGGCCCCACUCUGGAUUCCUAUGACAAAAUUGGUGUUAACAGGACAAGAAAGACAGUAGUUGUAUGUAAUGUACUUGAGAAUGAAUCUACGUAUUGUCUUCAAUGGUUAACAAAUGCCAAUAUACGUAUCUUGAACCUUGAAAUAAAGGAAAAUGAAUAUUGCAGUUGGGGAAACCCACAUCUU
Messenger RNA from Xyrauchen texanus (razorback sucker), 5216 nucleotides. Its product is annotated as hepatocyte growth factor-regulated tyrosine kinase substrate-like. Gene Ontology annotation, molecular function: phosphatidylinositol binding; ubiquitin binding; metal ion binding. The transcript has 21 exons. Lineage: Eukaryota; Metazoa; Chordata; Actinopteri; Cypriniformes; Catostomidae. Bases 104 to 2392 code for a protein of 762 amino acids. The record is from RefSeq and is a predicted model, not a curated record.